Messenger RNA from Cataglyphis hispanica, 219 nucleotides. It is a transcript of the gene sloth2, whose product is annotated as protein brawnin. The transcript has a single exon. Lineage: Eukaryota; Metazoa; Arthropoda; Insecta; Hymenoptera; Formicidae. The coding region runs from base 1 to 171 and encodes 56 amino acids. Gene Ontology annotation, biological process: mitochondrial respiratory chain complex III assembly. The record is from RefSeq and is a predicted model, not a curated record.
AUGCCAGCUGGGCUGUCCUGGCCUCGCUACAUUAUGUUCUGCACAACAGCAUUUGUUACAAUGCUAGCUGGCGCACAAUGUGUUCAUGAAAUCUACAAACCGCUCGACGAUCUGGAGGAUCUCAUCGAAGAGAGAUUAAAAGAGAGGCGGAAGGAGCUACAGAAGAAUUAAUAUUAUAGAAGAAUGUACUAACGUAUAAUAAAUAAUUGUUCUUAUGAA